Molecule: messenger RNA, 1763 nt
Organism: Pundamilia nyererei
Lineage: Eukaryota; Metazoa; Chordata; Actinopteri; Cichliformes; Cichlidae
Gene: fbl
Product: fibrillarin
Exons: 9
Coding region: 133-1095 (320 amino acids)
Biological process (GO): box C/D sno(s)RNA 3'-end processing; rRNA methylation
Cellular component (GO): Cajal body; box C/D methylation guide snoRNP complex; small-subunit processome
Molecular function (GO): rRNA methyltransferase activity; histone H2AQ104 methyltransferase activity; RNA binding
Source: RefSeq, a predicted model, not a curated record
AAAGUUUGCUCUGGGUCGCACAGUUGCACGUGGGACGUGAUCACGCCGUGUCUGUUCACUGAGGAUCAACACAGAAGAGAAGCGAUUCAACUCCGCGGGCUGCGUCCAUCUCAGUAGUUUACGCCAGAAACGAUGAGGCCAGGUUUCAGUCCUCGCAUGGACAGAGGAGGAAGAGGUGGAGGAAGAGGUGGAGGCAGAGGAGGGUUUGGUGACCGCGGAGGACGAGGAGGAUUCCGGGGAGGAUUCCGGGGAGGAAGAGGUGGAGGCUUCCAGUCCCCAGACGGUGGAGGAUUUCGGGGCCGUGGUGGUGGCAGAGGAACCCCAAGAGGCAGAGGGGGUAGAGGAGGGAGGGGUGGCCGAGGUGGUUUCGGAGGAGGGAAGAAGGUCCUGAUCGAGCCUCACAGACAUGAAGGAGUGUUCAUCUGCAGGGGAAAGGAGGAUGCCCUGGUGACAAAAAACAUGGUGGUAGGAGAGUCUGUGUAUGGAGAGAAGAGGAUCAGUGUGGAAGAAGGAGAGACUAAGAUUGAAUACAGAGCCUGGAAUCCGUUCCGCUCCAAGCUGGCUGCGGCCAUCUUGGGAGGAGUCGACCAGAUCCACAUCAAGCCUGGAGCCAAGGUCAUGUACCUGGGAGCUGCCUCUGGCACCACAGUGUCCCACGUUUCCGACAUCGUUGGACCCGAAGGGCUGGUCUAUGCAGUAGAGUUUUCCCACCGGUCGGGUCGCGACCUUCUCAACGUGGCGAAAAAACGCACCAACAUCAUUCCAAUCAUCGAAGACGCUCGGCACCCGCACAAAUACAGAAUGCUUGUUGGCAUGGUGGAUGUGAUCUUUGCUGAUGUUGCCCAGCCUGACCAGACGAGGAUCGUUGCUUUGAACGCUCACAACUUUUUGAAGAACGGCGGCCACUUUGUUAUCUCAAUCAAGGCUAACUGUAUAGACUCGACAGCAGCUCCAGAGGCAGUGUUUGCCUCAGAAGUGAAGAAGAUGAGUGCAGAGAACAUGAAACCACAGGAACAGCUCACGCUGGAGCCCUAUGAGAGAGACCACGCUGUGGUGGUGGGCAUCUACAGACCUCCACCAAAACAGAAGAAAUGAUGUGUGCGUGUAAGCUGGGCCCGAGGAGGAGAAUGGAUUUGCAACCUCCUUCUGGCACGUCUGCCGUCUGUCACCCUCCUCUUCGGCUUCAGGCACCGGUCUGCAGCUUCCUCCAAGCACAUUGAAGCAGACCUUCAGCUGGGGUUUCUCAUCCAGUCCUUUAAUCAACCAUCCAUCUCCUCUGGUGCUUCCAGUUCUCACAGAUCAGGUGGAGAACAUUAUGUGAUGCCUGGGUCCAUCAGUGCAGUGCCUUGUUUGCGCUGUGAAAAGGUCCCGUUGUUUGUAAUGUACAUGUAUACAGUAGAUGAGGUUACAAAGUAACACACACUGUUGUGUGCUGUGAGCCUGCCUUGUCCUGGGAUUUUGGACCCAGCUGUUUGUGCCGAGGACCCUGAUCAGUCUGACUGCAGCGAGGUUGCUUGUGUGCUCUGCUGUUUUGUUUGUUGGCUUCUGUGCUCCUGAUAAUUUUCUUAAUGAUCCUUUUAGUCUGUGACUGGCUCCAUAUUCUGAACUUGCACCCACACUGCUGGUAUCUUUAGAUGGUUAACAGUGGACCAUUUAUUCAAAGUGAAUAUGUUGUUUUUGCUUCUUCGGGUGACAAACAGCGUCCACUAUACACACUUCCUGUUUUGUAGCUGUUUGUUUGAACCAGUUUAAGUAUUUUUCUU